GUCGUUUCUAUGGAUACCAGGUGGCCCAAACUUUCUCUUCCAUCACUUCGGCGGUUUUAAAAAAAUGAGUAAAGAUUAUUGUAAAUAUGACAUGGCGCGGCUGCGAACUGAACUGGAGCAAGAACGAGAAAUCAAGUGAGAGACAUGCUGGAGGAGUCCGUACGGGACCUGCAGAGCACCAUGAGGGAACUUCAGGACAGACUUAACGGGGUCGACGGCGAAGAAAACGAGUGGAAGACCAGAUACGAAACCCAGACCGAGGUCAACGUACAGCUCCAAAGGCAGCUCGUUGUUAUCCACGAGAGGCUGGAAGACCUGCGUGGGAACCCAGUGGAUCGUCUGGCUUCCAUCCGAUCCUUCGACGACAUGCCACCCGAGUCGUUGCGACAUCACCUCAAGCUGCUCGUUGAUGAGAAGUCCGGCCUGCAGAGCCAACUGGCCGACUGUCGCGUCGGCAUCGAACAGGAGGCGAAGGUCAGUCGGACGGAAGCUUCUGCAUUGCGUGCGUCUGCUCCGUGCAAACUCUCUUCUCUCUUGGGCGGGAGCCUGAAUCAGGUGUUCCACAAAACCAACGACGAGAGGCGAGCCUACAUCUCGGAGAUCGCCAAGCUGUCGUCGACCAUGGACGCCCAGAGGAAGCAGUACUCCGUGCAGCCACGGAGGGCCACCGAGAGCAAACUAAGAGAGAAGCAGCCGAGCAGAAAGUCCGAGGCCGACACCAAGAAGGGCAAAGUCAGAGAGAGCGACGGCGGCCGAGGAGGAAGAGGAGGAUGUGUGAAAGGUGGAGGAGGUGGAGAAGGAGAGCUGAAAAAAUCCCACCUUGGGAGCAGGUUGCCCACCCUCAAACAUCACGUGAAACACUGACUCACCUCAACAUGUCUUCUUUUUGUGGAACUCACACACACGCGCACACAAAGCUUUCUUUGGACCGCACGCGUGUUACACAUCCAACGCACAAUCGGACGCCCACGUGUGUGAACGCACGUAGGCAGAAGACCCUACUGGACUAUAAUGUUGUCCAAAAUUAUCAUUUUUCUCUUCUUUGUGGGCGCAAACAAGUAGAGUGGUGUAUUGGGACACAGAACGGGUAUUUACACAUGUGCGCCACGUAGAUGUUAGUUAUGUUACUCCAUCUAUGGCGUUUUGCAUUUUUUGUUAGCAUUAAGUUAACGCAGACUCAACACGGUUCAUGUCUCAAAAACGCUUACGUGUUGUCACUCGAAACCAUUGGAGCUUAGUCAAUACAAUAAACUGUGCAUAUUCUUUUUUUUUUUUUUUUUGGGUGGGCGGGCUCUUAUUGGGGCAUGCAUGUGUCCAACAGAUGUCACAAUAUGAAUACUUGGAGUAUUUUCUGUACAUUUAUACGCUCGCAGUUUUGUUUUGGUGUUGAACUCUGUUUACAACGCGUUUAAGAAGUCGAAAUGUGAUUCAAAACAUGUGAGGGUGUAACAUUCUAUUUAAGAAUGACAUUUUUUAAAUGGUCCCUUGAUACAAUAUUGCAGAUAUUUGUAUCUCCCACGACAAACGGGCCUUCUAGCUGUACUCGCUUUUGAUGUUUUUUGUUGUUGUUGUUGGUAGGUUAGGAUAUUAUUGAAUUGUCACCUGCAAUUUGUACCCUUAUUGUGAGGGUGUUUCUAAUAAUUUGACUGCCUGCUUAUCUUCAAAUGCCAAAAUAUUAGACAGACCCCUGCAACGGACAAGCACAAUCCUCAACAUUAAAUGAUUACCUUUGUGUGCAGAUGACUACAGAUGUGUGCUUUGUCAGUCCAAGUUCUGAAAGCUCUGACCAACCAAUCAGAAGAUAGGAAACUGGUGACGUCAAUAUGGACCAGCUAGCGAAACGUCUGCGACGUCUUGCUCACCACUAGAUGUCGCCACAGAGCCACAAAAUAUGACUUCAGAUGCUUUCAUGUUUACCUAUACGGAUAUGAUAUGUACUUAACUUUUGUGGAAGCCAUUCUCUCACAGAUAUGUAUAAAAAUGGUGUAAUCAUUUCUAUUAAGUAAUAACGUGCAUUAUCUUGGUUCCUCGUGUCAUAUUUUAAGUGUUUGUGAACAAGUG
Syngnathoides biaculeatus (alligator pipefish) is the source of this 2061-nucleotide messenger RNA. It is a transcript of the gene ccdc169, whose product is annotated as coiled-coil domain containing 169. The record is from RefSeq and is a predicted model, not a curated record. The transcript is spliced from 7 exons. The coding region runs from base 145 to 864 and encodes 239 amino acids. NCBI's taxonomy places the organism in Eukaryota, Metazoa, Chordata, Actinopteri, Syngnathiformes, Syngnathidae.